Molecule: messenger RNA, 3879 nt
Organism: Monosiga brevicollis MX1
Lineage: Eukaryota; Choanoflagellata; Craspedida; Salpingoecidae
Exons: 32
Coding region: 1-3879 (1292 amino acids)
Biological process (GO): activation of GTPase activity; protein phosphorylation
Molecular function (GO): protein kinase activity; ATP binding; GTPase activator activity
Source: RefSeq, a predicted model, not a curated record
AUGGACGACGUCCACGACCAGGUAGCACCGUAUGUGUUUCAGACGGGCUUCACUUCAGCCACAGCCCAACUCACGCUGGGACGGCAUUUCGAGCCUAGGGGUGGGGCUGUGGCUAUCGGACCUUGCAAACACUAUGCUCAAGUCUCCGUUUGGGAGGACAUACCCGGCCACACGUUUGCACGGAGCCGCACAUUCGUACGAUUCAGCAGACGCUGUGUGAACUCGGGGAUAAGCCCCCAAGUUUUCAAGGCAGUGACGGCACGUCUCUUGACCCUUGAGAGCGGCGCAAAAGCUCAUGCCAGUGACUUGCAAGCUUUGAUAUCCCAGCAUCUUCAAUGCGAGGCCACACCCAUCAUGAUUGGUGGCACCACUGACAAUUCGGCGCGCGCUCUCGUGGGCAUUGCCCGCCAUCCCAACCCUGCGCAGUCUCGGGUUUUAUUGCUGGACCCUCAUUACGUGGAGCGCAAUCUCGACUGCCCGCUUGAAGACCAAAGCAAAGAGGAGGCGAUUCACUUUCUCAAUCGGCAAGGCUGGCUGGCCUGGGCACCGAUCACAUCUUUUGAGCCAGCUUCGCGCUACAACCUGCUUUGCCCCUUGCGCAGCGUGCCCUACCCCGUGUGUGUGUGUGGGGGGAGGUUCUUCUUUUUCUCUCUCUGUCUCUCUCUCUCCCUCUGUCUCUCUCUGUCUCUCUGUCUCUCUCUCUCUCUCUCUCUCUCUCUCUCUCUCUCUCUCUCUCUCAAACUCUCUCUCUCAAACUCUCUCUCUCGUCCUAAAAACCUCUCAAACUCUCUCUCUCAAACUCUCUACUCUCUCUCUCAAACUCUCUCAAACUCUCUCUCUCUCUCAAACUCUCUCUCUCAAACUCUCAAACUCUCAAACUCUCAAACUCUCAAUCUCUCUCUCUCAAUCUCUCUUUCUCUCAAUCUCUUUCUCUCUCUCAAUUUUUUUUUUCUUUGUGGUGAUGGCGGCUGCGGGGGUGGGCAGUGGCGCUGCAUCCUCCAGCUCAAUGGCAAUGAUCGCUGUGGUCUCAACGGCCUGCCAUUGACGCCCAAUGAGAUCCGCAUCUUUGGUCGCUUUCAGCGGCUGCGUGCGCUCAAACACCCACACCUGGCCCAGUACAUUGCUGUCGAAGUGGGCUCUGCUGGCCGAGUGUACAUUGUUGCCGAGCACCACACGCAAACGCUGCAGGGGCGUCUGCAAGAGCUCGUUCAGCUAGAGACCCGCCAACGUGUGGCGGCAGUCACGCGCUAUGCCCUCCAACUCGCACAAGCGCUCGACUAUCUUCACGGAGAAGGCAUUGUCGUGCGCAACCUUACGCUUGAGCACGUGUACAUCACAGCGGACGAUCAUGUACGCCUCGCAGGCUACGGCCUGUUUGAUAUGACCGACAGCGGUGCCGCCGUCAUGUUUCCCAUUGGCGAACCAUCGUAUUUGGCACCAUCCUGUUUGGCACGAGGCUGCCGCGAACCCAUUGUCGCAAAUCCCAAAGAUGACGUUUGGAGUUUUGGACUUGUGGUUCUUGAACUAUUGCUGGGUGCUUCCUUGUGGCCUGAUACGUGUCAGACGCUGGAUGUGGAUGGCCAGCGACAUACUGUUCGCCACAUGGGCUCGUUUUUGGAGCGUUUGGCAGGCUUGCUGUCUUCGCCACGGGCACGCAGCUUGCGUGCCCAGCAACGCGUGGGCGUUGUCGACCUUGCCCUCUCCGAUCCUCCACUGAUGGCCGAUUACAUGCAUGAGCUUCUGCCGCGACAUGACGACUUUGCCGCUUGGCAACAACUUCCGGGGGUCGUCCAAAACACGCUGUAUGCCUGCUUGCAUCCCUUGGCCGGUGGUCGGCCAACCAUGGUCGAGGUGUUGGGCAUGCCAUGGUUGGCUAGCCAACAGGUGGUGUACACUAGUGUGGUCAAUCCCCAUUUGCAGAGCGCCCAACUAGAUGGCAAACUGGCCGCUUUACGGGAGCACAUGCAACGCCAAGACCCCAUGCUCCGUGCCGCCCCUCAGACACCUGCUUCGGCCGGAGCACAGGCGGUAGAAACCACGUUUGACAAGCUCCGUGCUGACCCACUAUACUCGUGGCCGCUCGUCGACGCUUAUCACCUGUGGCGGGUCACGGGCAUGAGCUUGGAGAAUUACCUCAUGCAAAAGGGCCUAUGCAAAGUGGAACCCACAAUUCUUCGCUUGCCUCGCUUGAUUCGCCUGGGUCGCCCCGAGAUCGGGGGUCGCCGGGCCGCGGCGCAAGCUUUUGAGCAUGUUGUCUGCCCCCUUGAUCUCAAGCCGCUUUCACAUCGUUUGCAAGAGGAAGAGGUUGACCCUUUGCCACUCGUCUUUCAGGAGCCCGCUGACAACGAGCAUGCCGAGGAGAUGCGAAAGCAGCCUGUGAGCAUCCGAGAGCGAGAUAUUAUUUACCAAUACAACCGUCUCAACUACUUUCGACGCUUGCUGCAAGGCGCCCCCUACACGCAGCACCUCAUUCUAGAAGCUGCGCAAGUUGAUGUGCCACCCCAACUGCGAGCGCAGAUCUGGGCCGUGCUACUGGACGUGCCACAAAACAUCCACGAAGUGUACGCCGCAAUCGACAAGACUUCCGAACGCGAAAUUGACCACCAACUCGAUGUGGAUAUUCCCCGUUGCCAUCAGUACGAUCAGCUUUUGUCAUCGCCAGAGGGCCAUCGCAAGUUGAAGCGUGUGCUCAAAGCCUGGGUCAAUGCCAACCCAGAUUUGGUGUACUGGCAAGGCAUCGACUCGCUCACGGCACCCUUUCUCAAGCUCAACUUUAACGAUGAGGCUUUUGCUUUCGGAUGUUUGGAUAGCUUUGUGAAACGUUUCAUGCCCAAGCUCUUCUUGAAGAACAAUACCGACACACUGAACGAGUUUCUGGCCGUAUUUUGGCAUUUGCUGUGCUACGUCGACCCCGAACUGUGGGCACACCUCGACACCAUGGGCUUCCGACCCGACCUCUUUGCCAUCCCCUGGUUUUUGACCAGUUUUGCUCAUGUGUUCUCCCUGGAUAAAAUCAUGCACCUGUGGGAUUCACUCUUCUUGGCCAAUUCAGCCAUGACAUUGUGCAUCGCCGUGGCCAUUAUGCAGGAGCUGCGACGCAUUUUACUGCAGUAUGAUUUUAGCGAGUGUAUUCUGCAUUUCGGUGAUGCACCCGACGUGGAUUUCUUCUCGACCAUUUCAACGGCUCGCCGGCUGUACGAGGAGAUUCCCAAGUCGUGCUUUGCACGUCGCGCAAGCAAUCCGGCUGUCGAUUUUCCCGUAGAGCACGAGGUGCAACCGCUGGAUCAAUUGCGCAUGCUGCCGGCCCCCGUCAGCUCGGUGCAGGACUUUUUGGCUCUGUACAUGAAGAAUGGCACGAUUGUGGCGCGCAAAUACUGCCACGCAGUCGCCAUCGAUGCUCGCGACUCGGACAGCUUUGCCCUGUGCCGCCUGGAGGCCAACACGUUCAACAUGCCCGCGCUGGAACUUGAGGGAGAGCAGCUUCCGGAGGACUGUGCCGAAUUGAUGCGGCGCAAGUGCCAGUCCCGGCACGUUUUUGUAGUUGGCGAUGAAAUGUGGCUUGCCAGUGCAGCAGCGUCGUGCGCUUUGCGUGGUAUCGUUGUAGGAUUCAAAGCGACUGUGCCCUCAUUCGAGGUGGCGCGAGCUCUGGCGCUGGCCGGCAUUGAACGUGUUUCCAUCUUGAACGAUGGGAUCGCAGCGCUGAGCGCUGCCAACUUGACUGGCUCCUAUGGCCCUUGCCCCGUCUACUCGCAAUGCGCGUCUUGGACCGAGUCUCAUGCCUGCGGUACAGUGCAUCAAUUGCGCGCACAGGAGCAGGAGGCAUCAACCCGCAAGAUGGGACGCUUGAGCCUGCGCAAGCGAGAUGACAGCUCGGCCUAA